CAGGCCUUCCAAAGUUGAAGCUUUGGCUCAUUCGCUUCAUGCUCCUCUUCACUCAGCAGCUCACAACUCUGCACAGCCAUGGGCUUCCUUUGGAGCUUCAUUCUGCUCUAUCCUGAGGUCUUCCUAGCUAUCAUCUGCUUCUUCUGGCUUUCCCUUUUCCGCCUCAUCAGGCAGUGCCAGAAGAGAACCCUCCCAGUGAACUGGCCUGUUUUGGGGAUGCUUCCGUUCCUUGUGAAGAAUCUGCACUAUAUUCAUGACAAAGUCACAGACGCGCUUCGUGAGGCAGGGUGCACGUUCAUGGUUACUGGCCCUUGGUUCCUCAACAUGAACUUCUUGGUUACCUGUGAUCCAGCCACUGUCAACCAUUGCUUCAAUGCCAACUUCAAAAACUACCCAAAAGGCAGUGAGUUUGCCGAAAUGUUUGACAUUCUAGGUGAUGGACUCCUUGUGGCAGACUCUGAAUCAUGGGAGCAUCAGCGACGCAUGGCGAUGUACAUCUUUGCUGCCCGUAAAUUUCGGUCAUUUGCAAUGUCCACGAUCGCGAGGAAGACUGGCAAUGUCUUGUUACCCUACCUUGAUCACAUGGCCAAGUUUGGCUCAGAGGUCGAGCUGGAGGGUGUCUUCAUGAGGUUCUCACUAGAUGUGACAUACUCUACCGUGUUUGCAGCUGACCUUGAUUGCUUGUCAGUGUCUUCUUCAAUCCCUGUGUUUGGCCAAGCUACGAAGGAAGCAGAGGAGGCAGUGCUAUUCAGGCACGUUGUACCACCAAGUGUGUGGAAGCUCUUGAGGCUGCUCAAUGUCGGGAGUGAGAAGAAGCUGGCUAAUGCCAGGGUGGUGAUCGACCAAUUCAUCUAUGAGGAGAUCGCCAAACGGAAGGAACAUGCAAGCGAUGGAGUCCAGGGGGACAUCCUGUCCAUGUACAUGAAAUGGUCCAUGGAUGAAAGUUUGAGCAAGCAGAAGGGUGACCAGUUCCUCCGUGACACGGCAGUGGGUUUCAUCUUUGCUGGGAAAGAUCUCAUUGCUGUCACACUGACUUGGUUCUUCUACAUGAUGUGCAAGCACCCACAUGUCGAGGCGAUGAUCCUCCAAGAACUCAAGGGCCUUCAAAGCUCCACCUUUCCCAGGAACCUCUCCGUCUUCGAGUGCGAUGCACUCCGGUCCGCUAUCUACCUCCAAGCUGCACUCCUCGAGACACUCAGGCUCUUCCCUGCAACCCCAUUCGAGGAGAAGGAGGCGCUCGUUGACGACGUUCUUCCAAACGGUACCAAGGUGAGCCAGAGCACAAGGAUCAUCUUCUCACUCUACGCCAUGGGGAGGAUAGAAGGGAUAUGGGGCAAGGACUGCACUGAGUUUAAGCCGGAGCGGUGGGUGUCGAAGAGCGGGCGCCUUCGCCAUGAGCCAAGCUACAAGUUCCUGUCCUUCAACACUGGACCCAGGAGCUGCCUUGGCAAGGAUCUCAGCCUCAGCAACAUGAAGAUCACUGUUGCCUCCAUCAUCUACAACUUCAAGGUUGAGCUGGUCGAGGGCCAUGAGGUGAUGCCACAGAGCUCUGUCAUACUUCACACGCAGAACGGCAUGAUGGUUAGGCUCAAGAGAAGGGGGGCAGCUUGAUGGAUACUGCUAGCUUACUAUCUUGCCUUCCUGUGUUAUAUAUACAUCUGGAUGAGGUGUCUAGAUGCAGAGUGUUCAUGAGAUGGUAUCUUUUACAAAGUGCAAACUGUCUGAUUGGAUUAGUGUCAGAAACCCACUGAAUAGUAACCAUGUGACAAGACCAAAAUGUUGUGGUGCUUGGUAUAUGAUUGUGUGAUGGUCUUUGGGUUGAUCUA
Messenger RNA from Oryza brachyantha (malo sina), 1826 nucleotides. RefSeq names its product noroxomaritidine synthase-like. The record is from RefSeq and is a predicted model, not a curated record. The transcript has 2 exons. Lineage: Eukaryota; Viridiplantae; Streptophyta; Magnoliopsida; Poales; Poaceae. Gene Ontology annotation, molecular function: heme binding; oxidoreductase activity, acting on paired donors, with incorporation or reduction of molecular oxygen; monooxygenase activity. Bases 79 to 1611 code for a protein of 510 amino acids.